AAAAAAUUUUCGAGAAUUUUCGCUUAAAUUUUCAGGGAACGUGUUAAAUUGAUGCAUAAUAAGGUACUGACAGUUUGACGUCGCUGGCGUAACGCGUUUACAAGUUAUUGGCAGAAAACACGGUCAUAGAAUACUAGGCGGAAAACGGGAGGGGGCAGAUUCUGCCCUCCCCCCCCCCCCCAGCGGGGCGCCGGUUAAAGUCUAAAAGAUGAAUAUCAAUAAAGGAGCUGUGACUGCAAUACUGCAGAGCACGAACAGAGGGGAUGAAGGUGUCAUGGCAGCUGUCCAGACUGCUGAUGAUUCUGGACAAUUUGCUUGCUACAUACUACCAGGUGACCCUCCCGAUGAGGAAAUGCUCCAGAAGAUCAAGACUGAACCAGACCCAGAAGCAGUUGCAUGGUCACUGGCUCAAGCUAACGGUGACCCGUUAGCGGGCGCCGGUGACCGGUUGCUAUGUGCCAGUGAGCGGUCGGCACGUGCUGGUAACCCUUCUCCGUGUGCCAGUGGCCGUUCAGAAGUCGCCAAAAAACAUUCAGAAGUUGCCUGUAACCAGUCUUCAGCUGAUGCUGGUGACCAAUCAGCGGGCACCAAUGACCGGCCGCCAGGCACCAGUGACCCGUCAGCAGGCACCAGUGACACGUCAGCCAGCACUAGUGACCCGUCAGCAGGCACCAGCAGCCAGUCUCUGACGCGGUCUGACCUGACGGCACCACCCACACCUUGCACCGUCACCAGCGACUGCAGGGCGGCGGCGGCGCCGGCUCCUCCGGACAACGGUCCCGCCAGCGCCGGCCCGGCCAACAAUGCUGGCUCAUCUCGACCUCCAAAGAAACGAAGUGCCCCGGCCUCGAGGGGGCCGCCCAAGAAAAAAGUCACCAGUAGUCGUAAGAGCUCGGAGCCCGAGUUCAGGCAUCUGGCGAUGGGUACGCUGGCCGAGGUCAGGGCGAACACGGUACGCAUUAUGGAACUGCUGGAGGGGGCGCCGCGGUCCGCUCGGUCCAAGGACAGCUGCGACGAGAAGCAGCUGCGAGCGGCGCGCAGCAUGAAGGACAUCUCUGAGGCGUCCGGCGGCAUCCUCGUGGUGGACGAGCAGAAAGGCGUGGUUUACUGCUCCCUGUGCCUCCGCAGGGACCCGGCAGCGGCCGUCGGCCACCAGAAACGGAACACCGCCGGAUGGUUCCAGUAUGAUAUGAGUCUCGGAACAAGUUUCGAUUACACCGAAUCGCUGCCCAAUGCGUUCAGAUCGCUGAAGACUGCGUUGAAAUCCCACCUCUUUCGAUCAUCGGUGCACAUGAAGCUGGCGCAGAAACACACGUCACCCAAACUGACGCAUCAGAAUGAGUUCCCAAGAGCCAUGAACCUGCUGCGCACCGCUUACUUAGUGACUCGGUUCUCCGGCUCGGAGCAGAGCUUCUCCGACCUGAUCGCACUGCAGAUGCUGAAUGGGGCGGAGAUAUGCCACGCCGACCCGGAGGCACUGCUGCCGCUGGCGCGACACACAUUCUACAGCGAGAUAAUGAACAAACUGAAGGAGCACAUCGCCACCCAGCCGUGUGUGUCGGUGCUGGCCAGCAAGGUGACGGUGAACGGGAUGCACUUCAGCGUGGUGAUGGUGCUGACCGUGGUGCCCGCCGCCCCACCCGAGCACCUGGUGCAGAGCUUCGUGGUGGGCGUCUGGCAGGUGGCCGACCUGGACGGCGACUGGACGGCCAAGAAGAUCCAGGCGGCGCUGGAUGCCAUCGGGGUGCGCGCGGCCGAGCAGCUGGCCGCUAUCGCUGUUGGUGACGAGUACCGCGUGCUCCGGGUGCCCUCUCGGCUUCUGAGGCUGAUGCGCGACACCACCGGCCGGCCGCACCCCGCCGGCCUGCUCGUGGUGCCGCUGCGGACCAGUGAGCCGACGUCCUCGCAGGCCGAGGCACAGGCGCGCGCCCAGCCGGACUGCCAGUGGGUAUCGCGGGUGAUCAGCGAUGUAGAGCUCAUCAGUGCUCGGUUCGCGGCCGGUGGUGACUCGGAACGGCCGGCGCCGGCUCCUGCCGGGCCAGAUGGAGCCACCACGGUAGUGCGACCUUUUUCUGACACGGCUACCGUUUCGGAGAAGGCUGCAUCGCUCGAAAAGUUCUUUGAGAAGUGGAAGCGGAUGGAAGCUGUUUUGGGGAAGCGCUUGGAGGAACAAAGGGAUAAUCCCAAUGACGCCGUAGCUCGGGAAAAGCUUGCAGACGGCGACUUCAAGGCGCGCGUGGCGGCGCUGUGCGACCUCUACUGGCUGCUGAACGAGUCGGGCGGCGGCGGCGGCAGCGGCGGGCAGGCGCGCCGGCGGCUCCCGCCCUGGGAGGCCCGGUACGGCGGCGCCGGCGCGGCGGCCACCAUGCGCUGCAUGCACAGCUGUGUGAAUACGUGCAAGACGCUCAGCUGCGGAGAAAGCUUGGCGGACGCUGAGCUGCAGAGGCUGUUUCCGACGCUGGCUCACCAUGCGGAGGUCCUCUCUAAAGGAUGUCUGGCGUCGGACAUCACGGCGUUCUGUGAGGCGGUGGAGGCGGCGCUGCGGCCGGGCGGCAGGCUGGUACCCUCGGGCCGGGACCUAAUGCUCCGCUCGUCUGACGACCUGCGCGCGGUGACAGACCUGCGCGACUCUGUGACGAAGGCGACCGACGUGACGGCCGCCUGCCGCCGGCUGAUGGCGCGCCGCAUGAUACCGUCCGAGGUCGCCGCGCUGCACAACAGCCCUGACACGGUGGUGCGAGUGCUACAGCAGAUGUCGUCGCGGGCGACGCUCGACAACGAGGAGCUGUUUGGGCGGCUGUGGAACCUGCGGUGGGCCCGGCCGUCUCUGCGCCACCACCUGGACGCCUGGGUGCGCCUGUGGCUGCUGGCGCCGCCCCGUGGCGUCAUCGAGGCCGUGACGGCCGUGAUCGGAGAGGUGGCGUCCGCCGGCGGUGACGGCCUGUCGGAGAACGCUGCAGAGGAGAUCGCCAUCCGCUGGAACGGGCCCGAGCUGGCGCACGCCGACCCGCUGCUGGAGACCUCCUACGCGCUGCUCCUAAAGCAGAUCCGCACGGGUGCCGACAAAGCCCAACGGAAAAGCGCCGCCGAGAGGCCGUGUCCGCGCGCCUCGCUGUUCAAGAGCCUGGACGACUGAGUGCGGCAGGUCGGCGGAGACACCUGCUGGCGAUCUGGUAGGUAAAGCUGUGAGAUGGCAGGGAAUUGAAAGGGCGGCGUGGACCGAGACGUAUGCGGCGACCCAGUGCAGCACAGGGAUGCUGAUGAAGGGAUGUUGGACAGUGCCUCUUGCGGUCCCUGAAUUCUAGGGUUACCUAUCGCAGUGACUGUUCUCCGAGCUAAGACCACGUGAAUGCCAUGUGCCAUGUUUUUAACUUCUUGUAUCGUAGCGAACGUCUUUCCUUCGGUUUAUUUUGAUAUGCCCAUGUACCUGAGAAAGAAUGGCAACAUCGGCUGUUUUUUCCAUGAAUCGUCCAGCGCCAUAUCGCAAUACAGUGAUGAGGGCAG
Amphibalanus amphitrite is the source of this 3504-nucleotide messenger RNA. RefSeq lists its product as uncharacterized. Bases 209 to 3136 code for a protein of 975 amino acids. NCBI's taxonomy places the organism in Eukaryota, Metazoa, Arthropoda, Thecostraca, Balanomorpha, Balanidae. The transcript is spliced from 7 exons. The record is from RefSeq and is a predicted model, not a curated record.